Molecule: messenger RNA, 410 nt
Organism: Racocetra persica
Lineage: Eukaryota; Fungi; Glomeromycota; Glomeromycetes; Diversisporales; Gigasporaceae
Source: the annotation of a GenBank genome assembly
UACAUGGAGGUAGGAAUAAUUCCUGCUAUCAAUAUUUAUGGCAAUUGGCAUGUAGACAUAAAAUAGGUCAUGCUUCAUCAGUUGAACAUUAUGGUGUAAUGAAUGACAGACCAAAUACUCCAGCAUCUAAACAAGAAAAUAAAGAAAAAAUCACAGUAAAAGCAUUAAUUAAUACAUCGUCAAAGUUUAAUACUAUUAGUGAGAGCUUGUUCGAUAAGCUUAAAGAAGAUUAUAGAAUAUGUGAUCCUGUUGAGAAUCUCUAUGAAGAUAUAAUAGGUAAAAUAAAAUAUUUAGAUUUGCAAUUUUGCUAUAAAGGAAAGUGGCGAAGUUUAGAUGAUACUGAAGUAAUAGACUUUCAAAUUCGCAAAAAUCCAUCAUUCGAUUUGGUUUUGGGACAAGAAUGGUUAUAG